CGAACUCUCGCCAGUUUGCCUUCGACCGCCAAACGACGACGCCGCCGCCGACGACCGGACCACCGGAAAAGACGACGACGGGUUGACAAUUUUUUAAGGUGGUGCGUCCCCGCGUGUGUUCCAAGCUAAAGUUGACGGUAGAUUGAGGGUUGGGGCUAAAGGAAGAAUCGGUGGAAUGGUGGAAUUGGUAUUUGCCUGAUCCGGAUCCACGGUGUUUAGUGAGUAGUGGUUCGGUGCCGUGGUGCAUUUUUUCGCCAAAUAAUUAACGACUUGGAACGGUAACGUUGAGCAGCCAAAGAAGGGUGUUGGGGGCGUUCUCGGCGUAAUGAUGACCCGUUGUUGUUCCGGUUGUUCCGUCGUCUCUAAUUCGACGAAGUGUGGUUGAUCGGCCGUAUCCGGGAUUCGGAAAUUGGUGCGGCGAACUGGAGAAGGGUGGUGUUGAGCAGAGGCAGUCUUCCAUCGGAUAUUGGAACGACAUUUGAGUGUUUCGACGACGGGUUUUUCUGAACCGCAAGCAGGGCGAAAGUUUUCCAUUUCACUAUUAAAAUUUGGCUCGCAUGAUUUGGUUCCGGUGAAAGGUAGUUCGCGAAAUGAAAAACCAGCAAUAGGCGUCCUAGUGAAGACGUCGUCGGAGGAUUUGGCUUAACUAUAGGUACAUACGUAUAGGCAGCGUUCGAUAUCGCAAGCUUUUGGCAUUCCGGUCGAUAGGUCGCUAUUUUUCUGUUGUUAUUCGAUGAAAGUGCGUACCUACAUAGAACCGUUCCUUGGGGAAGUGAUUUAAUGGCUCGUUCGGAAGCCCGAAAGGUAUUCUCGGAAGCUAGGCAAGUCGAGGAAGGAUCCGGCUCUGUGAUGUGGAUUUAGGCGCACCGGUGUGAUUUCACGUGUUGCCGUAAAACAGGCGUCUCUUCCUCAUUCGCACCCUCCUAGAUGAGACGAAACGAGGCGAGGAAAGUGCAGACCUAAUACAUUUUGGUGCAGUGUUUUUGGCUCACGGUAGUUUACAGAGGAGCCAGAUUUGGAGAGCGGUUGUGUGUUUUAGUCCUAGUUGUGAAAAUAGAAAACAAACCCCUUGAAGUAGGCAGCAACCCAACAGGCAGCAGUCCAACCAGAGAUCCAUCUUCACCUGGGGUGGCAAAAUUUCACCUUAGCAGAAUUUACAUACGAUUUUCGCAAAUUCAAAGCAUAAAAAAGAAGAUAUAAAAACAACUCCAACUGCCUUCUGCUCCUCGACGAGAGUGUUCUGGGGCACGCAUAUGAAAAGCUCUAUACAUCAACUCAUCGUCCUUCGUUCUUCCUUUCUGAUGUGCGGGGCGCUGCUGUUUAGGAUUCGUGUUGUGUUGUGUUUUGAAGACCAGCAGCGGCAAAAAUAAAGUGAAGUUUGUUCCAAGGAUCCCCCUCUCUGCCCCAAAAAUAUACAUACCCACAUACAUACAUACACACAUACGAAGAAUAUAUUCCAAUAACAUGUAGGUGGGAUACCCGCCCAGAGGUCUCUCCUAUACACAUCCUUAAUCGGAGGGAAAACGGCAGCAACGGAACAAAUAGAAGAAGCUUGGAAAAAAUAUAAAUAAACCAGUGAAGGCAAGCGAGAACAACCUUACACGUGAAGUCCGAGAGGAGACUCUAAGCAGAAAUUUACGGUUCGGAAAACUCGGCAGCGAGGGAAAAAUCAACGGAAAACAACAACUACAUCAGAACCGGACCAGGUAUAGAUUAGCAACAACAUUUUUGCUUGUGAUUUGUUUACGUCGUCGUUUUCCUUCUCAUGUACAUAUUCCGAUGUGACUGCUGCAUGAUUCUGAUCGCUUUUCUGGAUUGGGAAGAUUUCAUGACUCCAAAUUGAUGCUGCCAAUCUGAAUGAAGCUUCCAACUGGAUAAGCCGCGUUAAUAAUAACUACCAACAGAGCACCACAUCGCGGCUAAUCGACCUCAACUAUUCCGCCGACUCUGAAAAACCCGGAUGCAAAUGCAGUAACUCCAUCAUCCGAUCGCUGACAGUACAUAUCUGGUCUGAGGUUUUUCCCGAAAGCCAACAGACAUCCGGUGUAAAAUUUGCAACUGUAUAAUCAUUCCAUCGAUAGUAACGAAGGACGGUCGAAAUCCAGAAGCCCUGUGCGAUGUAGUUGAUUUUUUCGGCCAGGUGUCCCGUUGCAUUUCUAUGAAUGCAUGUUUGUAUUUGUGUUUGUGCCAAAAAACGGACCGGACCAGGAUUUUCUUUUUUUGUGCCGACAAAAAGUCGAACAACAAAACACAUACACGCAAAUACACAGCUACACAUCGAUACACAGAAACGAGUCAAGUGCGAAGCCUGGACAAAACCGAAAAAUGAAAUUUAAUGGUUUCGUAAAUGUUUUAUGCUGCAAACUGGUGUUAAUCAUUAAUGCAGCAGCCGGCAAGCUGACACACGAGAAGGACAAACAUGAACCCUUCAGCAUUGAGGGAGUGGAAGGACGGAGUAUCGAGUUGCAGUGUCCUAUCACGGUGCCACUGACUGAGGUUAGCAUGGUAUUGUGGUUCAAAGACGGCGCCGGAAUCCCACUGUACAGCGUGGACGUGCGGGAGCGGAUGUCCCGAGAACCGGCCCACUGGUCGGCACCGGAAGUUUUCGGAUCACGUGCCAAGUUCAAUAUUGACAAAUCGCCGGCAUCGUUGAUGAUAAUGAAUCUCAAACGACACGAUCAAGGUGUCUACCGGUGCAGAAUUGAUUUCCGGACUAUACAAACCCAAACGUAUCGCUAUAAUUUAUCAGUAAUAGUUUUGCCGGAGCAACCGGUGGUCCUGGAUCGCUGGGGACGACUUCUGAAUGGGACCAAGCUCGGGCCGCUGGAGGAAGGCGACGACGUUGUUGUCACGUGCCGUGUCUCGGGAGGUCGCCCCCAGCCCGAAGUUCGAUGGCUUAUCAACGGUGUAAUAGUAGACGAUACCUACGAGCAAAAUUCCGGCGAUAUCAUCGAAAAUCGUCUGCUGUGGCCCACGAUACAGAGGAGUGACCUCAACAGCAUCUUCACCUGCCAAACGAUGAACACUCGACUGGUGGAGGCGAAGGAAACGAGCUAUGUUCUCGAUAUGCAUCUGAAACCCCUCACCGUGAAGGUGAAAGAUCCCCCGCGGGCUCUGGUGGCCGAUAAACGGUACGAGGUGUCCUGCGAAAGUUCUGGCUCCCGACCGAGUGCCAUCAUCACCUGGUACAAGGGCAAGCGGCAGAUGAGGCGCACCAAGGACGAUGUCGUGGGGCAUAAUACCACCCUAUCGACGGUGAGCUUUUCGCCCUCGACCGAGGACGAUGGGAAAACUUUAACCUGCCGGGCCGAGAAUCCGAACGUCAAUGGACUCUUCCUGGAAACCACCUGGGAGAUGAACGUUGUUUAUCCCCCGAUUGUGACCAUCCAGCUGGGCUCAACGCUGGUGCCGGAUGACAUCAAAGAGGGGGACGAUGUGUACUUCGAGUGUCACGUCAAGGCCAAUCCUCCCUGGAAGAAACUGCUCUGGUUCCACGAUGACACCCUGUUGCUGCACAACGCUUCCGCCCGGGUGAUCCAAACCAAUCAGAGCCUGGUGCUGCAGAAGGUGAUGAAACAGUCGGCCGGAUAUUACGCUUGCAGUGCAAUCAACGGCGAAGGAGAAACCAUCAGCAAUCAGCAGUUCCUGCGGGUGAAGCAUGUUCCGGCGUGUGCCAACGAAAAAGUCGCCCUAAUUGGUGCAUCGAAAAAUGAAAACGUGGAAAUUUUAUGCGAGAUUUAUGCAGAUCCCCCGGCCAGAUCCUUCCACUGGAGAUUUAACAACACCGCCGAGACGUUGGAAGUUGAUUCGCAUCGGUACUCGAACGGAGGAAACUUCAGUGUGCUUCACUACACUCCGGUCACGGAACAGGAUUACGGGACCCUAUCCUGCUGGGCUUCCAACGAAAUUGGCACCCAAGGAGAGCCGUGCACUUUCCAGGUGAUUCUGGCAGAUCUCCCUUCGCCGGUCAGCAACUGUACCCUCUACAACCGGACACAACAGUUUGCCGAGAUUCAGUGCGCACCCGGCUACGACGGAGGCCUGCCGCAGAUGUUUAUGCUGGAAUUAGUGUCCAAAAGAACCGGAACUAGGAGAUUCAACUUUUCCAACAAACACGAGCCGUACUUCAUGCUGGAGCAACUGCAGAAGCUCGCCACCAUGAUGACUCAGGAGAAUAAUUCCCUGUCCUGUGUCGUGUAUGCCGUCAACCAGAAGGGCGCCAGCCGGGGUGUGGUCAUUCCGAACUUCCAGAUCGGACAGAUUCAUGCACUUCAAACAGUCAGCAAACACUCGACCGAAUGGCUUCCGAUGGCUCUCGGGGCCCUGCUUACCAUCAUAAUAUUGGCCCUCUCAAUUUCAACCAAAGCGUACCUGGGCCAGUUCGGCAGCUGCCGGAGAUCUUCCUCGAGCACCGCGGUGGACAGCAAACGGAACCAGGCGCUGAUGACGACGACGACGAUGGCCGGAAGUUGUUCCGCCGCCAACCCGCACGCCACCGACGUCAAAAUUGCACAGCAAACAAAAAAUAUUGUGAUAUCCACCAACGAUUUCGAGUGCGGGACUAAUUGUCUGAAGCUGAAAAACUCCCAAACACAGCAUAGCCCCGGCGAUCAGAAUCAUGACCAUCACCAUCAUCAUCAGCAUCAUCAUUUGCAGCACCAUCAUCAGCAUCUGAGCCAGAACCAUCGGGAGAGUUUGCGGAAGAAAAACACUUCAAAGGAUGCCAACGAAUCGGACGAACCGGAACCGGAUGUGAUACCGGCUCAGUUUAAUAUGAUAUCGUCUUCUCCAUUGGUGUCGACACCGCCAAUGCUCCACAACAAUUCCAGAGACAAGCCCGAGAGUUAUUCCUUCGUCGACUACUCAACAAACUCCUACUACCUUAACCCAAUCGAUUUGACAAGCUUGAGCAGCACUAUGGGUCUAGAGCGGGAUCCCAAAAUAUUAUCGGGACCCGGUGCAGGUCUUCCGAUGGUCACCACAUUCGACAGUGGCGGAGGAGGAGUAGUAGGUCCCGGUAUCAUUCCUCUAGAAUCGAGCCUUCCAAAUCAUCACUUCCAAGGUGGCACUGGAAGCAGUAGUGGCACUUUGUCCCGAAUCCGACCGGCAACGAUAGCAACGGGUGCUCCUCUUCCUCCUUUGAGCAGUGGGUCCGAUUUGGAUCUCAACGUCAUCAAGGAUCGGCUCAUGACAACCCGAGUUCCGGAGAGUUGUGUCUGACCUGUCCGAUGUAGCAUAAUUCGAAUUAGUAACAUAUCCUGUGCGAACCGAGCUAAAAUCCAUGGCGUCCAUGAAGAUGGUGAUGAUAAUGAUGAUGAUUAUGAGUGUAGCAACAGGUGGAGAUACAACUGUGUGGUACCUUUUCUUAUAUUACUAAAAAUAGUAGACUUGGUGCAAAAAUCGUGCAUAUCUGAAACCCGUUGUGUAGUUUUUACGCGCGAGAGGUGCUCUGUGUUCCGUGAAACUUUGAACGUCUGUUGAAGAAUGAGUAACUAGGUGGUAGAUCCUAAUGUAGUUAAUGUGAGAUUGACGUUUUCAUUUCUACCAAAAGAUGGUAUAGCUAAUCGAAAAAUAUUGAAAUCUAAUCGAUGGAUGGAAAAAAACGAAUAAAAUGAAGUAUAUUGUAUUGAAAA
Messenger RNA from Uranotaenia lowii, 5633 nucleotides. RefSeq names its product nephrin-like. The transcript has 19 exons. NCBI's taxonomy places the organism in Eukaryota, Metazoa, Arthropoda, Insecta, Diptera, Culicidae. The record is from RefSeq and is a predicted model, not a curated record. Bases 2167 to 5220 code for a protein of 1017 amino acids.